This is a messenger RNA of Gossypium raimondii (Peruvian cotton), 2703 nucleotides long. RefSeq lists its product as uncharacterized. The transcript has 4 exons. Bases 1736 to 2170 code for a protein of 144 amino acids. The record is from RefSeq and is a predicted model, not a curated record. NCBI's taxonomy places the organism in Eukaryota, Viridiplantae, Streptophyta, Magnoliopsida, Malvales, Malvaceae.
CUCUUUCCCUACCCUAAGGCAUUCUUUGAACAGAUGUACAGUACAUAUGUCUCUAAAGAGACUUUCUCUUGGGGCCGCCCAUGACAAGUCUAUAGAAUAGAUACUCUCUGUCUCAAGGAAUUCCCCAUCAACAAAGGUCGGGGAUUUCAUGGAAUCUGUAAGGCAGGCUUUCACUCUUUCCAGGGCAAGCUCUCUUCAAAAACUUUCCUUUCCGGAAAUCUGACCUGGCUGAAGCAGCGGCUAUCGGAGUCAGGCUUAGGGCCCGUUCUUCUCUACUUUUUAAACAGAAUUUUACAAUAAAAAGUCCUUUUCUCUUAAAAGCAAGGAAGAACGACCAUCGUUUCAGAAUUUUUUCCACCAUCAAAGAAGUGUUUUUUGGCUGAUGGAGAAGUUAAAAAUUUCAACUUUUCUUCAGCCAAAAGUCCGUUUGGCUGAUAAUUUCCCAUUUUAACCUGUCUUCUCCCCCCCCCCCCCCCAAAAAAAAGUUUCUCUUCUCUGGUUCUUUGGAGCUUCCUAGAAGGUACGCUUCCUAGAAGUAAUUCGUAGUCUUUUUCUCUGUUUCUGAAAUUUCACUUCCCCAAUUCACAACUCUAACAUGUUUCUCUAAUCAGACUUCAAUCCAGGUUUUUUUUUCUUUUCUUUUUCCUUGUGCGGAAUGUAAUUUUAUUUUCUCUCUUCUGUUUGGUUGUGGAGGAAAAAAAAAGGGGCAUGUGACGGACUUUUUAGAAAUCUUUUGUUCUCUGGUUUUCUUUCCUUAUUUAAAAAAAUAGUUGUUGAUUUUGAUUGGUUGCUAUUGUUUAUUCCCCUCCGAAAAUUUUCUUCUCUUUGACAAUGUUCUCUUCAUCCUGUUCCAUUUCCAACUUAUAACUUCACAUAUUUAUAUUGCAUUUCUUUGGUAUUGACGAUGAGGGUGUUCUUAAUUUCUCGGGGCAUUGAAGAAGACAUAGAAGACAUUUAGAAUGAAAAAUGAGUUAUUUAGAAUUGGAAUUGAGAAUGUUCAUUAGAUUUGAGGAAAAUGGUGGAAGGGAAGAAAGAGGUUAAAGGAGAUGGUUCUAUGCCGUUUGUUACUUUUGUGUCCCUGGAUAAUGUGAUUUCUUGUGAGAGAGAAAGUUAAGAAACUUCAGUUUUCUGCAGUUAAGUUUCUUCUAAGUACUAAGUAGGAGAAAAGAAGGAAAAAAAAAUCUCAUUUUUGUAUUCAUCCUGUUCUAAGUCCAACUUAUAGCUUUACAUAUUUUAUUGCUUUGCUUUGGUAUUGACAAUUAGGAAGUUCUUAAUUUUUGAAGCAAACAUUUAGAAUGAAAAUGAGUUAUUUAGAACUGAAAUUGAGAAGUUUUGUAGAUUUUUGAAAAUUGGAGGAAGGGAAGAAAAGAUUUAAAUGAGAUAUGUUAUUCUGUACUGUUGUUACUAUCUUUUAUAUCCCCAGUUAAUGUAGUAUUUGGUGAGAAAGAAAAUGGAAAAACUUAAAUUUUCCACUGUUAAGUUCCUUCUUAGUUCUAAGUAGGAGAAAAGAAGGGACUUCCUAUGUUUUCAUGUCAACUUUUCACAGUUGUAUUGUUUGCUGUGGUUUUGACCUUAGCAAGUUUUUAUCUUUGAUUGGUGCAAAUGCAUGGAUGAUUGAGAGGAAGUUAUAGCAAACAAUGUUUGACUCGAUAUGGGUUUUACUGGUGAAUAUACCAGAGGUGUUUGGGACUUUCUAUGUUUUCAUGUCUGCUUUUGAGUCAUUUUUAUAAAGUGUAUGUCUUUGAAACCCAUUGAAUUGAUUGAAGCUGCCUUUUAUUUGUUUAAAGAAGAAAUUGUGAGAACUCCAAUGAUAUAUGCAUCUAUAGGACUAGGUUUUUCUUGUGCUGCCAUAGCUACUUGGAUUUUGCUUCUAUGUACAAAUAGAAAAUGCAGGAACCCUAAUUGUAGAGGUCUUAGGAAAGCAGCUGAAUUCGAUAUCCAAUUGGAAACCGAAGAGUGUGUUAAGAACUCCAACACUUUGGUUAAACAUGGUGCUAAAAGAGGGCUCUUCGAGUUGCUCCCGGAUCAUCAUAAGGAAUUAGAAACCGAGUUAAAGAAGAUGGCGCCUGUUAAUGGAAGAGCAGUGCUCGUGUUUCAAGCUCGAUGUGGAUGUUCUGUUGGUAGAUUGGAAGUUCCGGGGCCGAAGAAGCAAAGAAAGGUCAAGAAGUAGGAUUUGAUAAAAACAUGAAUUAAAAGCAAAUACAGAAAACUAGUCAUAAUGCAGAGAGAAGAGUGCCUUCUCUGAUAUUCCGGACUUAUUUUAUCGGAUAUCUUCCUGGCAGAGCUAGUUCUUCUUUGGUUUAAACUAUGAAAUUUGAUUUUGGAACCGGAAUUCAAAAACGAGGUUAUAACAUCAGCAGAGUUCCACCCUGCCCACUGUAAUAUGCUAGCAUAUAGUAGUUCAAAGGGCUCAAUUCGCCUCAUUGAUUUGCGGCAAUCAGCUUUGUGUGAUUCUCAUGCCAAAUUGCAAGUGUUUUACCGUUUUUAGUUUCUUUUUGUUGAAUUUAUUGAGAUUUGCGCCAAAAAUUGAACUAUUGUUAUUAUCCUAAAGUUUAGAUUUAAACAAAAUAUGUUUUGUGAAAGUGAGGCUAUUUCAUGUAUUUGGUGAGUUUUUAGAGAAUCAUAUCUCUUUACUCAUAUUUAGAUAUGUAUUGGACGCAAGUAAGAUAUAUUUCAGUUUCAGUUAAGUUGUGCUUUAUACAA